AUGGCGUCUGGAAAUAUAAUGGGUGAAAAUUGCGAUUGGAGCGGAAAAUUAUUAUUAUUAACGGAGAAAAAACUCGUUGGAAACUUUGUUAAACAAACCACGAAUUGUAUAAAUGAUAAUAUUAUAAAAAACAUGGAAAGUAAUUGCAAGGUGUAUGAUUUGUUUGAAAACAUUUGGAAAACAUUACAUGAAGGUAACAUAAUGCAAGAUAUUGUAUUGCAUAAUGUUUUAAAAGUAUUGAAAAACAUUCUAGAACUUUGA
Messenger RNA from Pediculus humanus corporis (human body louse), 261 nucleotides. RefSeq lists its product as uncharacterized. The coding region runs from base 1 to 261 and encodes 86 amino acids. The record is from RefSeq and is a predicted model, not a curated record. NCBI's taxonomy places the organism in Eukaryota, Metazoa, Arthropoda, Insecta, Psocodea, Pediculidae. The transcript has 3 exons.